Molecule: messenger RNA, 3336 nt
Organism: Ixodes scapularis (black-legged tick)
Lineage: Eukaryota; Metazoa; Arthropoda; Arachnida; Ixodida; Ixodidae
Exons: 2
Coding region: 1209-2207 (332 amino acids)
Molecular function (GO): nucleic acid binding
Source: RefSeq, a predicted model, not a curated record
CCCCAAGCUUAACGCCGACCUGGUGGGAAUCUUGGUUCGAUUCAGGCUAUUUCAGGUCGCCAUCACAGCUGACAUUCAGAAGGCGUUCCUGCAGAUAGGCGUUCGCACAGAGGACAGAGAUGCUCUCCGAUUAUUGUGGUUCGAAACGAAGCCAACAUCAGGAGCAGCAGCAAACAUCGAAGAAUGGAGAAUGACCAGAGUGCCGUUCGGGACCACCUCAAGCCCCUUUCUAUUGACCGCAACUCUAAUGCACCACCUGGAUAACGUGAAGGACCAACACAGGGAGACAGCUGAUCGUUUGCGGAAUGCGUUCUGCGUGGACGACCUGCUUAUCGGAGCCUCCGACGUUGGUGAAGCCAGACAGAUUCACGAUGAGGCCAACGCAAUCAUGGCUGAAGCCGGAAUGCGACUCCGCAAGUGGACGUCCAAUGCUGCGGAACUACAGUGUGGAUUUGAUGAGACCGAGGAACCACAAGCAUCCCAAGAACCAUGGAAGGUUCUCGGACUCGUGUGGCAGCACAACCAAAACAAAUUGCUGAUUCCCAUGGAAGGAGUAUUGCAUUGCGUCAGCACUGCAGCAAACACCAAGCGUUUUGUGCUACAGGCAUCGGCUCGAGUUUUCCACCCCCUGGGCCUUAUAGCUCCGUACAUGAUUCGGGUCAAGAUCAUAUUUCAGCAGCUGUGGGAACGUGAAAUCAGCUGGGAUGCGGAGCUGCCUGACGACCUUUCCGAGCUGUGGCAGCGGUGGUGCACCGGAAUUGCCACUCUUGAAGGCUCUGGCCGUCGGCCGCUGCACCAUGCGGUGCCCAGCAGAAGGCGUCAGGUCGGUUCAACUUCACGUGUUUUGCGACGCAAGCCUACUCGCCUACGGGUCGUGCGCCUACCUUCGAGUGGAGGGCGAAGACGGAGACACGUCUACAUGCCUCGUGCUCGCGAAGUCACGAGUGACGCCGCUCAAGCGACUGACACUCCCUCGUCUAGAACUAAUGGGAACGGUCAUUGGGACACGUCUUGCCCGCUAUCUGAACGACACAAUGAACCUCCAGAUGAAGACGUUCUAUUGGACGGAUUCAACUAUUGCACUACACUGGAUUAGAGGACAAGUUUAAAGUGGAAGCCGUUUUCUAGGAAACAGGGUGAAUGAAAUUCAGUCCGCAAGCGACCCCGCAAGCUGGAACCACUGUCCUGGAAGUCAGAACCCAGCGGACAUGCUGACGAGGGGAAUUAGCGCCGAGACAUUGAUCGAAAGCGAACAGUGGUGGCAAGGGCCUGAGUGGCUUUCAACAGAACCUUGCAACUGGCCUAAGGGUCAGGUAUUCUACGACAGCAUCCCAGAGGUGCAAAAGGAACGAAAGAAAGAACACCACGUGCUGCACACUGCGGAGGGGAAGGGGCCGGAGCUCCUAAAUCUGAGCAGUUACAGUCGCAUAAUGAGACCCCUCAGGGUUACCGCCUGGAUGUUUCGCUUCAUCAAGAAUAGCCGAAACGAGCUAGAACGGGCUGGGGGUCCACUUACUGCAGAGGAGCUCGAGCAAGCCGAGAAUUACUGGAUUGUGAAGGCUCAAGAAGCAUACAGAGCGGAAAUGGGCACCGCGGGUGGAACCCGAAGCACAAACAGCGUAACCGCGUUACUGAAGCCCUUUGUGGAUGCGGAUGGACGAGUGAGGGUCGGUGGAAGGCUUCAGAAUACACAGACCGAUGUGACAGUCAGACAUCCCCUGUUAUUACCGCCAUCUCACCCCCUCACUGAACUUAUUGUGAAUGACGCGCACCGAAGGACGAUGCACGGUGGCGUCCAAGAUACCUUAAACGAAGUACGUGAACGCUACUGGGUACCACGUGUGCGUCAGCUCGCCAGGAAAGUAAUAAACCGUUGCAACGCCUGCCGGCGAGCAAGACUGAGGCCAGCCUCCGCACCGACCGCUCCGCUGCCGGAAGAGCGCGUCAACCGGGCCUCCCCCUUCGAGGUGGUGGGAAUUGACUUUGCUGGACCACUCCUGGUGAAGGCUUCACCGUCGGACCAAAAGGCCUACAUCGCUCUGUUUACCUGCGCCGUCACACGAGCCGUGCACUUGGAACUCGUGUCCAACCUGACGACUGAGGCCUUCAUUAUGGCCUUUCAGCGGUUCACUGCACGUCGGGGACUACCGGGCAACAGAGACACGCACGAACGACCUGCGGGACGGGGAUCUCGUCCUCGUCCAUGAAAACAAAACGCCAAGGCUCAUGUGGAGGAUGGGGCGGAUAGAACAAGUUCAGCGGGGUCGGGACAACCACGUGCGUUCGUGUUUGGUGCGCCUGCUUGGUAGGGUUACACUUCGGCGCCCCGUCCAGCUCCUCUUCCUCCUUGAACUAUCCCUGUGAACGAAUUCUGCUCAUCGCUGGGGGGAGGGGGGAGGAUGUUGCGGAUUCCAGAACGCUAUUUCCACCCCGGCUGUCGUCCUCCGAAGCACGCGCCGGGGAAACCCGAGCCGACAUCUCCAGCAGCACGAGCGCGGCGAUGGGGGCUGGGGUGAGGGCAGGACGGGAGGAGGAGAGAGCCGGACGCGCCUGAGUCGAACAAAGGAACUCGAACGGACGAGAUCGCGAUGACGCCGACUUCAACAAUGAAUGUAUUUCUGUAAUCGAGUUGAUCUAAUAUAGUUAAUUUUUGUGUAAUUGGGAAUUCCUUUAAUUAGUACAUAUAUAAAACCGCGCACAGCUUCUGCCACAACAUCAUUUUCCGUGAGUGAGGAUUUCAUACCGUCAGUGCGCCUUGUGCCGCGAAAGCUAUUAGAAAUCGCAAAACUACAGGAUCUAUCAUUCAAGCUGCGCUUCGACAAACUGCUCAUUGGAAAUAAGUGCUAUAUUUAUGUGCCUCAAACAGACUGUGUCAGAGAAUUUAACUCCCACGGGUCAGAUGAGAAUUUACGUAGACGUAACGCUGGAAUUAUUAACCGUGCUUCGGCUCGUCAGCCAGAACGUGACGUCGUAAAUCCUAAUCGAGCUUCAGCUUCGUCAUAACGUUCUAUAAGGGGUGAGGCUGCUACUACCAAUACUUUGCAUAAUAAUAAUAUUUCUGUUCUUUUUACCAACAUUACAAGCAUUAUGAAUAAACGGGACGAUCUGUCAUCAGUUGUCGACUCCUCUUACGCGGAUAUUGUUGUGUUAAGCGAGACAUGGUUGUCCAGUAAGAUACGCAACUGUGGAAGUUUGCACUGUCAGAGACGUUUUCACUCCUAUCGUCACGACAGGGAAGAAAGAAAGGGUGGCGCGGUGUUGGUCGCGGUACCAGAAAAUCUACAGUGCUAAUUACACUUCUCUAUAAAGCGCCGUUCACACUCUUGCGACCGAGUA